AUGGAGAAACUGGACGACAAUGCGACCCACGAUUCGGAGGUGGGUCCUAUGAGUGAGAAUGCCGAGUACAACUUGGCGGAGCAGCACGAUCAGCUGGCUCGUGGCCUCAAGAGUCGUCAUAUUCAGUUUUUGGCCCUUGGUGGUGCCAUUGGUACCGGUCUCUUCAUCGGUUCCGGAGGUAUCUUGUCUGCCACAGGUCCUGCACCGCUCUUCAUGGCCUACAGCUCCAUGAUGAUGAUUGUCUGGGUCGUGAUGAACUGCCUUGCCGAAAUGGUCACAUAUCUGCCCAUGCGCGGCAUCACUGUACCCUACUUUGUGGAUCGUUUUGUUGACCCCAGUCUUGGUUUCGCUGCUGGCUGGAAUUACUGGUAUGCCUAUGCCAUACUCAUUGGUGCGGAAGCUACUGCUGCUGGUAUCAUCAUUGACUAUUGGGGCGCCAACGUCAACAUCGCCGUGUGGAUUACCAUAGUCUUGGGGGUGAUCCUGUUUCUCAAUAUUAUUGCCGUCAGCUUUUUUGGUGAAGCCGAAUUUUGGUUUGCCAGCAUCAAGCUUAUUACCAUCAUGGGUCUCAUCAUUCUUGGUAUUGUCGUCUUCUUCGGCGGCGCUCCUAAAUCGGAUGGCGUGCUUGGAUUCCACUAUUGGAAAAGUCCAGGAGCCUUUGUUGAGUACAAGGCAACUGGCAGCACGGGCAGAUUUCUUGGAUACUGGCACGCCCUGGUCUCGGCCGGUUUCGCCUUUAUCACGUCGCCCGAACUGAUUGCCAUUGCCGCUGGUGAAACUAUUGCGCCUCGACGCAACAUCCCCAAGGCAGCUCGUCGAUUCAUCUGGCGUCUGGCAGUCUUCUACGGCCUCGGUUCACUCAUCAUCGGCAUCAUAGUGCCGUCGGACGACCCAACACUCCUGGGUGCCAACAAACAAGGCAAAUCAGAUGCGAGCGCCUCACCUUUUGUCAUUGGUAUUCAGAACUUUGGCAUCCCUACUCUGAACCACAUUAUCAAUGCCGCUAUCCUGACCUCGGCCUGGUCGGCUGGUAACUCCUUCCUCUACUCUGGCAGCCGUGUGCUCUACUCCAUGUCGCUCAACGGCCAGGCACCCAAGUUGUUCCGCACGACCAACCGAAAUGGCGUUCCUUGGGUUGCUGUUCUUGCCACCUGGUCCGUUGGUCUUCUGGCCUACCUCAACGUCUCCAACUCUGGCGCCGAAGUUUUCGCCUGGUUUACCAACAUCUCCACCAUUUCCGGUUUUAUUGCCUGGAUCAUUGUUAUGGUUACCUACCUGCGUUUCCGCCGCGCCAUGAUCUACAACAACCUCUUGCAAAGCCUACCCUACAGAACGGCGCUCCAGCCGUACGCUACCUAUGCUGCACUGGCGGUUAUCAGCAUCCUCACAAUUACCAACGGAUUCCAAACCUUCAUACCCUUCAAGGCCAAGGACUUUGUCGCCGCAUACAUUACAUUGCCUAUUUUCUUGAUAUUGUAUGCUGGUCACAAAAUCAAGUCCCGAACUUCUCUAUAUAUCCCUGUGGACCAGAUCGAUGCCAUCACGGGCAAGAAGGAGAUGGAUGAGUUGGAAGCCAUUGACCAGCCGCGUGUGGCCAAGAACUGGCUGCAAAAGGCAUGGUAUUGGCUUGCAUAG
This is a messenger RNA of Metarhizium album ARSEF 1941, 1635 nucleotides long. Its product is annotated as amino-acid permease inda1. Gene Ontology annotation, biological process: amino acid transmembrane transport. NCBI's taxonomy places the organism in Eukaryota, Fungi, Ascomycota, Sordariomycetes, Hypocreales, Clavicipitaceae. The record is from RefSeq and is a predicted model, not a curated record. Gene Ontology annotation, cellular component: membrane. Gene Ontology annotation, molecular function: amino acid transmembrane transporter activity. The transcript has a single exon. Bases 1 to 1635 code for a protein of 544 amino acids.